AACACGGACCAUGCCUCAUCACCACAGCUGCGUCGCUUUACACCCUCAAAGCAGGCACUUGAUUGAAUCACAUCUCUACAAAUGGCCAAACUGCUACGACAACCCAUCAAAUUGGCACUGGUCCAACUAGCCACCACAUCCGAUAAGGCCCACAACCUCUCCCACGCACGUGUGAAGGUUCUCGAAGCUGUCAAACAACACAGCGCCAAUAUCAUCGUUCUCCCCGAAUGCUUCAAUUCUCCCUAUGGCGUAAAGUAUUUCUCCAAAUAUGCCGAAACUCUUCUCCCAUCGCCCCCCUCUGAGACUCAAUCCCCGUCAUACCACGCCCUAUCCGCCCUGGCCAGGGAAUCAAACGCAUACAUCAUCGGCGGUAGCAUCCCGGAGCGCGACCCAGAGACCGACGAUCUGUACAAUACGAGCUUGACUUUUAACCCCAAAGGUGAACUCCUAGCCACGCACCGCAAAGUACAUCUUUUCGACAUCGAUAUCCCUGGCAAGAUCACGUUUCGUGAAAGCGAAGCGCUGACAGCCGGCAACAAGCUCACCCUCAUUGACCUGCCUGAGUUCGGCAGGAUCGCCGUCGCCAUCUGCUACGACAUCCGAUUCCCAGAGAUGGCCAUGAUCGCGGCGAGGAGCGGCGCGUUUCUGCUGCUGUACCCGGGUGCGUUCAACAUGACGACGGGCGCAUUGCAUUGGAGUCUGCAAGGCCGCGCAAGGGCGAUGGACAAUCAGGUUUAUGUGGGGCUUUGUAGUCCGGCUAGGGAUAUGAAUGCGGAUUACAAUGCCUGGGGGCAUAGUAUGAUUGUCGAUCCGAAUGCGGAGGUGCUGGGCGAGUUGGAUGAGACAGAGGGGAUAAUUGCAGCCGAAUUGACUGGGGAACGGAUUGAAGAGGUACGAAAGGGCGUUCCAGUAUAUGGACAGAGGCGAUUCGAUGUCUAUCCAGAUGUGAGUGAAGGAAAGAUCAACAUUGAAGAAUAAAACGGCUACAUGCAGGCUUGACAGGGACCUCGUCCUUCACCAGAGGUAACAAAGCAAAACUGCAACAUGCACAUCAGACGCAUGGCCACUUCAAUCUUUCCUGAAGUAGUCUUCGAGGCCUGGUCAAUUUCCAUAGGAUGGAUGAAAUGCAGAGCAGGAUACGCAGUCUCACAUUAAGCAACCUUCAACCAUCCGACUCUUCCUGAUCCUCUACCUUGCUCAUUGUCACCCGCUUCAGCUCCAGAUAUAAUUCGACCCGUCGUAACUGCACGACCUCUGCAGCUACCCAGGUCUGUGGUAUGAGCCUUACGAUUCGAUACUGACCUCUUUCAUACUCCAGGCCACUUCAAAGUAUGAAUUACUACGGCUUGAAGGGGAACAGAAACCCGGGGCACGAGGAGGGAACCACCUGAACGAGUGAGAGAGUGGCUGGGUUUAUAUGCCUGAGGCAUGGACAGGGC
Pseudovirgaria hyperparasitica is the source of this 1439-nucleotide messenger RNA. RefSeq names its product putative nitrilase. The record is from RefSeq and is a predicted model, not a curated record. The coding region runs from base 82 to 978 and encodes 298 amino acids. The transcript has a single exon. NCBI's taxonomy places the organism in Eukaryota, Fungi, Ascomycota, Dothideomycetes, Acrospermales, Acrospermaceae. Gene Ontology annotation, biological process: oxaloacetate metabolic process; L-glutamine metabolic process. Gene Ontology annotation, molecular function: omega-amidase activity. Gene Ontology annotation, cellular component: mitochondrion.